Poecile atricapillus (Black-capped chickadee) is the source of this 852-nucleotide messenger RNA. RefSeq names its product LY6/PLAUR domain containing 6B (gene LYPD6B). The transcript is spliced from 6 exons. Lineage: Eukaryota; Metazoa; Chordata; Aves; Passeriformes; Paridae. The record is from RefSeq and is a predicted model, not a curated record. The coding region runs from base 141 to 662 and encodes 173 amino acids. Gene Ontology annotation, molecular function: acetylcholine receptor regulator activity.
CCGUGUCCCGCUGUCCCGGCACGGAGGAUUCUUCUGCCUAAUCCUUCUUUAGAUCCUGGGCUGCAGCCAGAGGAAAUCUGGACCAUCCUACGCAGCAGAGGCCUGAGGAGUCUGGAUUUCCAUGUGCAGUGACGCCCAGGAUGGGGCUGUUCCGGCACGCGCUGGCCGGAGCCGUUCUCCCGUUUCUGAUCCUUUCAGGAAAUUGGGUUUCAGCGGAGAACAUCAACUUUCACAACAUCAGGCCUCCACUGGACCCCACUCCAUUCCCAAACAGUUUCAAGUGCUUUACUUGUGAGAACGCGGUGGACAACUACAACUGCAACAGAUGGGCUGAAGAUAGGUGGUGUCCUGAAAGCACUCGGUACUGCCUGACGGUUCAUCUCUUCACAGCCCGCGGGGAGAGCACCUCGGUCACCAAGAAAUGCGCCACCGGUGAGGAGUGUCACCUGGUGGGGUGCCACCGCCGCGGGGACGGCGGCCACACGGAAUGCGUUUCCUGCUGCGAAGGAAUGAUCUGCAACGUGGAGAUCCCCACCAACGCCACCAACGCGGUGUUUGCCGUGCUGCAGGCGCGCAGGACGGCCGCGGCCAGCCGGGACGUGCCCAGCGGGGCCCUGCUGGUGGCACUGGUGGCACUGGUGGCACUGGUGGCCCUGUCCUGACACCGCACCCUCAGAGCUGCUGGCACAGCCCCCCGGGCCAGGAACCUCCAGGAUCUCCAAGGAGGAGUCACUGAUGUUCCUUCAUCGCGGCAAAUUUAAGGAAAGGCACAUCCUGAACUCCUUGGAUAUUUUAGUGGGAAUCCUUCCCCGUCAGUAUUGAAAAGAAACCCCACAAAACACCCCCUGGUGG